GGGCGGUUCGUUCAGCAGGUCCAGCCAAUGAACUGAUCCAUCACAACCCGCACUGGAAUGCUAUUGGUUCGCGUUUUGGUCAGCACAGGCUUUUAAAGGGGAGAAACUUCAGCAAACUAAAUAGCUAGGAGUCAAAUCAGACCGAUUCCUCCAUUUAAAAGAUUCGUUCAGCCAAAGAUUCUUCCAUAAGCGAGAUUAUGUUUAUAGACAUCAGGCAAAAUCUAUAUGUUACACGGAAACUUCUAUCAGGAGGACGUAAAUGGUUUUGUAUUUAAGCAGGCUGAGAAAACGGGCAAAAAUCUUACAAAUAGGAUAUUGUUAUGGCACAAUUAAAUACCACAGUGAAAUUUAUAACACGCCAGACUUAUAGAUGCGCAAAACUUAGAUACAUAGAGCAAGUGAAUCGUAAAAACACAAUAGAGUGAUUUUUUUGCAGGUUUAGAACCCGCCCAUAGAAAGAGACUUGCAAACGUCAUGGUUUUCUCGCCUCAUGUUAUUUUUCUAGACAAUCAGCAGAUUACAGUCGAUCCCUUUGAGGAAUGUCUUGUGUGCGCAAAAGGACGAAAUCCCAGGAGUUAGUUUACCAAGAGCAGUGCAAGAUCGUGGCAUACGAGAAUGGCAAACGCAUAGGUCUGGAUGGAGACCCGGACCUGCAGUUUUUGCUGAAAGGUGGAAACCUAAUAAAGGUGAAGUCCAGGUCAUGGAGGAAGACCCGCUUCUUUCGGCUGAACGAUGACUGCAAGACUAUGUGGCAACAGACCAGCAAGACUUUCAAGAGGGACUCCGGCUUCAGUCUUGAGGACGUCGAUUUUGUGCGGUAUGGCCGUCAGACUGAAGGGCUGCAGAAGUACACUGACCUCUCAUUCGAGGACCGCUGCUUCUCCGUCGUCUUCAAAAGUCGACGGAAGACCGUGGACUUGAUCGCCUCAUCCAAAGAGGAGGCCAAGCAGUGGGUCAGCGGUCUGGAGAAGGUCAUAACUGGCAUGUACAACCUCAACCGACUACAGAACUCCGAACACUGGAUCUAUAGCUGCAUGCGCAAGGCAGACAAGAACUCAGACAACAAAAUGACCUUGAAGGAGUUGAAGCAUUUCCUACGUCAGAUCAAUAUUGAGGUUAGCGACAGUUACGCUGAGAUGCUCUUCCAGAAAUGUGACACAUCAAUGUCAGGCACUCUAGAGGGAUCUGAGAUCAAACUUUUCUACGAUUUACUGACUUACCGUAAGGAAGUUGAUAUGAUCUAUGCGAAGUAUGCUCAUACUAAUGGACAGAUGAGCUCCGGCGACCUGUUGAACUUCCUCCAAUAUGAGCAGAGGGAGCCAGUGUCUUUGGAGUAUGUGCAGAAGCUUAUCGAAAAAUAUGAGGUGGAUGAAACAGCCAAACAGAACAAGUACAUGAGCAAAGAUGGUUUCCUGAUGUACCUGAACCAUGAGGAAUGCUCCAUCUUUAACCCUGCCCACAAAGGCAUAUACCAAGACAUGCACCAACCGCUAAAUCAUUACUUCAUUUCCUCUUCCCACAACACCUAUCUGAUGGGGGACCAGCUGAAGGGUGCUAGCAGCACAGAAGCCUAUAUCAAAGCUCUGACGAAGAGCUGCCGCUGUGUGGAGCUGGAUUGCUGGGAUGGUGCAAACGGAGAGCCAGUCAUUUACCAUGGCCAUACACUCACAUCCAAAGUGCUCUUCAAAGAUGUCAUCAAGGCCCUCAAAGAAUAUGCUUUCAAAACCUCACAGUAUCCAGUGAUCCUGUCUUUGGAGAACCAUUGCUCCGUAGAGCAGCAGAAGAUCAUGGCCUAUCACUUAACCUCCAUCUUGGGCAGCGCUUUGCUCACUCACCCCCUGGGGGAUCAAAUGCCCAACACUUUUCCAGGACCUGAGGAGCUGAAGGGACGUUUCCUGAUCAAGGGCAAGCGUUUGAACAAACUAGAUGCGGCAUUCAACAACAACACCACCGAGGAUGUGGACAGUGUGUCAGAGGAAGAUGAAGCUGCUGAAGUCAAAGAGGCUGAACAGAAACCAAAGGAUAAGAGUUCCAAAAAGAUCAAGCUGGCUAAGGAGCUGUCAGACCUGGUCAUCUACUGUAAGAGUGUCCAUUUCAGCACCUUCGAGCAUUCAAGAGACAACCACAGUUUCUAUGAAAUGGCCUCCUUCAAGGAGAGCAAAGCAAUGAACCUGGCAGAAAACUCAGCUACAGCAUUUAUUCAUCACAACAUGGAUAAGCUAAGCAGAAUCUACCCAGCCGGCUCCAGAACCGAUUCAUCCAACUACAAUCCAGUGCCACUGUGGAACUCUGGCUGCCAAAUAGUGGCUCUAAACUUCCAGACUCCCUGUAAGGAAAUGGAUCUGAAUCAGGCCCGCUUUCUACCUAAUGGCAAGUGUGGCUACAUACUUAAGCCAGAGUUUCAGAGGGACCCGGCCUCUCAGUUUGACCCCAAAAACCUCAGUGUAGGCCCCUGGCUUCAGAAAAAGACCUUGCAUCUCACGAUCAUCUCAGCCCAGCAGCUGCCUAAGAUCAAUAAGGACAAGCAGACGUCCAUCGUGGACCCUCUGGUCAGGGUGGAGAUCUACGGUGUGCCCGCCGACAAUGCCAGCAAACAGACACAUCACAUUGACAACAAUGGUUUCAAUCCUACGUGGAACACAAACUUCCAGUUCACUGUUCACGUGCCGGAACUGGCUUUGGUGCGGUUUGUGGUGGAGGACUAUGAUGCUGCUUCCCAUAAUGACCUGGUUGGCCUGUACACCCUGCCCUUCACCAGCAUGCAGAAUGGAUACCGCCAUGUGCCUCUGCUCACAAAAAGAGGAAGCCUCAUUCCUUCAGCGGGACUGUUUGUACACAUCAUGGCUCUUGAUGCUGAAUAAACUCCAACAUUCCCCUCAGUCAUUGCAAUGUCAAAGUGUGCAGGUCACUGAACAGCACAAUCAACUAAACUGUCCUCUGUAAACACUUUUUGGAUAAGAUUUGGACCUUUCCGAUGUAAUUUCUGAUUGUCAAUGAAAGUGUUUUUGUCCAAACAUUCCCAUUAAGACUUCAUUUUAGUCUUGAUUAUUUCUUUGUUAAACAGAUUUAAUUUUAACAAUACCAUCUCCUUUGUUUAGUGUUGUGUUGAACUGUAGUAAUAUUGUUCAAUAUUUGUUAGUCCCCAUUUUUACAAUGACUUCAGUUUUAACACAACGUGUUCUUUAUAUGAACUCAGGAUCAAAUGAUGGACAAUGCACCAUUUACCCCAUAUGACCAAUAUUUUCUGAUAAACAUGUUCAGCUAUCAAUUAUAAUCACAUUAUAUGAGAAUCUGAACACUAGGCAUGUAUUGAAUUAUCUUGUCAGAGCAGUAGAAGUGUUGCACUACAUAUUUGUAUAAUGUAAAAGAAUGGAAAAAAGUUAUAAAUUUACAAACAGUAGCUGUGCUCUAUAUUUUUUAAAGUGCUUGUUUUGUAUUCAUUGUUGUUGGUAAAGGUAUUACUGCUUUUAUCUGCUCUUUUUCUAGAAAUAUUUCUAUUUUUAUGUUGUUCUUAACUUAUCUAAUGUGCCUUAAAGGAAAAUUGUUACACAGGCUGUUACUGUCUACUUCAACAAUAUUAAGCCCUUACAACAUCUGUUUCUAAUUUCCUGUUCUGACAUUCUCCUAACAGGAAAGAACUGUUGCAAAAAUGCUAUUAUAUGCAUUAAAACUGAAUGAAACAUUUCAGAAACA
Molecule: messenger RNA, 3693 nt
Organism: Cyprinus carpio (common carp)
Lineage: Eukaryota; Metazoa; Chordata; Actinopteri; Cypriniformes; Cyprinidae
Product: 1-phosphatidylinositol 4,5-bisphosphate phosphodiesterase delta-1-like
Biological process (GO): lipid metabolic process; phosphatidylinositol-mediated signaling
Molecular function (GO): phosphatidylinositol-4,5-bisphosphate phospholipase C activity; calcium ion binding
Source: RefSeq, a predicted model, not a curated record